This is a messenger RNA of Colletotrichum karsti, 435 nucleotides long. RefSeq lists its product as uncharacterized. NCBI's taxonomy places the organism in Eukaryota, Fungi, Ascomycota, Sordariomycetes, Glomerellales, Glomerellaceae. The transcript has a single exon. The coding region runs from base 1 to 435 and encodes 144 amino acids. The record is from RefSeq and is a predicted model, not a curated record.
AUGUGCCAGAAGGUCUUCUACACUUACGUCUGCAAGCACAUGGAGUGCUCCACCUUCCCUUGCGACAAGCGCAACUGCUGCGUCCACGGUCCCCCCAAGAACCACCACGUGUUUCUCGACGACCAGCUCUGCCACGACUGCAACGAGAAGUCGCGCCAGAUGCGCCAGGACUGCCGUCGUCGCGAGAGCUGCCAGGAUCUGCAGUCUCAGUCUCGUCCCCAGUCCCAGAUGCAGAAUCACGACCAGCAGCAGACUGGCCAGACUCAGCAGCAGCAGGCCUUCCAGGACUCUCAGUCCAUCUCUCCUGACGGCAAGAAGAAGGCCAUCCGCCCUCUGGAGACCAACAAGCUCGCCAACAUGGACUGCCGCAUGGAGGGCAACUUUGGCCUCACCCCCAGCGAUGUCUACUACUUCUCUGCUGCACACCGCAUGUAA